AUGCUAAUGAUCAUUACAGCGCUUGGGUCAGCUAAUUUGACAAACACUUGCUGGGCACGAGCUAAAUGGCCACUCUUCAAUCUCUGCAUUCGCUCUGAAAUCAAAUUCUCCACAAUUCCUGAUAAGGUACUAAGGAACCAUAGAGACGAGGAUUGUGAUGAUUUUCUGCCGUGGUUGGAGCAGAAAGCAUGUAUGCAAAUCUCAUCAGUGCUUUACAUUGGUAAAUCUGCUUUUGGAAGGGGACUCUAUGCUUCUAAGCACAUAGAAGCUGGUGAUUGCAUUUUGAGGGUUCCUCACUCAGUGCAAUUGGCUCCUGAUAAUCUUCCUCCACGGAUUUAUUCUUCUUUGGGGAAGGAGGUCAGCAAUGUUGCAAAAGUGGCAAUACUCCUGUUACAUCAUAUGAGAUUGGGUCAGAAAUCUGAAUGGGGUCCGUACAUUAGUCGGCUGCCGCCAGCUUCUGAAAUGCACAACACAAAUUUGUGGACCAAUAAUGAACUGGAGAUGAUUAGACAAAGUUCUGUAUAUCCGGAGACAAUGAAACAAAGGAACGUUAUUGAAAAGGAAUUCCUGGCAAUAAAACCAGUUCUGGAUCAGUUUCGUGAAAACUUUUCAGACUUCUCCUUGGAGGACUUUGCAUAUGCUUGUGCUUUAGUCACAUCUCGAGCAUGGGAAAGCCCAAGAGGUGUCUCCAUGAUUCCUUUCGCUGAUUUCCUAAAUCAUGAUGGUGCAUCUGAGGCAUUUCUUUGGAGUAAAGAACGCAAAUUGUUCUCAGAGGUUAUUGCUGAUCGUAAUUAUGUCCCUGGUGAUCAGGUCCUUGUAAGAUAUGGAAAAUUUUCUAACCAUACUCUGGCAUUGGACUUUGGCUUUACGCUUCCUUACAACAUCAAUGACCAGGUUGAAGUUCAACUAGACAUACCUCAUGAUGAUCAUCUUCGUCAAAUGAAGUUGCAACUUCUUCAACGGUUCCCUGCUCCCGCCAUUAAAGACGUCAAUGGAUUCAGCCCUUCUGAGAAGUGUUUUACUAUCAAGGAAGUAAAAUCUGGCUGUAGUAAAGGGAGAGGAAUCCCACAAGCAUUUCGCGCAUUUGCUCGAAUUGUAUGCUGUAACUAUCAAGAAUUAAGUGAUCUGGCAUGGGAAGCUGCUCAAAAUGAUGGAAGAUUGGCUCGGAAUCCUUUGACAAACAAAAACAAAGAAAUUGAGGCACAUCAAUUGAUGCUUUCCAGAGUAAAUCAACUCAUCGAGGAUUAUGAUGCAUCCAUCAAGUCUCUGGAACAAACAUUCUCUCGUCACAUGCUUAGAAGACAUCCUUUAAGAAGGCAAAUGGCCCGCGAUCUUUUCUCUGGCGAGAUUCGAGUUCUGAUGUCUGCUUCUGCGUGGCUGAAACAUUAUUGUGCAACCAUAUGA
This is a messenger RNA of Oldenlandia corymbosa var. corymbosa, 1404 nucleotides long. Lineage: Eukaryota; Viridiplantae; Streptophyta; Magnoliopsida; Gentianales; Rubiaceae. The record is from the annotation of a GenBank genome assembly.